Messenger RNA from Drosophila ficusphila, 582 nucleotides. RefSeq lists its product as uncharacterized. Lineage: Eukaryota; Metazoa; Arthropoda; Insecta; Diptera; Drosophilidae. The record is from RefSeq and is a predicted model, not a curated record.
AUGGCAGGCCAAGAAAUGAACGAGGACGAGGACGAGGACGAGGCUUUGAGCUCGUGCAGCUCGCAGAUUCUCCUGACCAAAUGGCAAACUUUGAACACGACCAAAAUCCCACUAAGUAAGUGUACGCCCAGUUCAACCUGGUGGGUUCGGGGGUUUGGGUUCGAGUUCGGGUUCGGGUUUCUGGGAAUAUUCUCCAGGUUAGCCGGGGUUCUCCGGGCUUCUCCGGCCGGGUUCAGCUGCACCAGGUGUGCCCGUGCCCGGGUGGCUUCCAUCUUCCAUCUUCUGCCUUUCGUCUCCCGGCCCCCGAAACCGGAAUCUACGAUUGAAUUUCAGACAGUAUAGGGCAACCCACCAUCACAUCCCAUCCAAACCACCCAAACCACCAUCCGGCGACCAAGGAAAACGCAAAGGCUUUUGCAAUUUUUAUGUGCAAUUUUUUACAUGAGAACCAAAGGCGGCAUGAGAUGUCGCUUGUGGCUCGUUAAGGUUAAGGGGUGGUGGCAGGAUUUCUCUUUUUCUUUGGAGGGGGUGGGGGAUGCGACUAGCAGUUGGGGUGCCACUGAUAACCGGAGAGUGGAUUAG